AGGUUCUUGUAAUAAAAAUGUACAGUACAUACCUACUACAUAUAAUCAAGAAGUAACUUGGUUUUAUAUUUCAAAUAAUUUUCACUUUCUCAAUGCUAUGAUUUAUAAAUUUCGUUAAAAAAUAUACAUAUAUACUAAAAAUAACAAUGAACUACAGAUCGAGUUCUGAUUACGAGCAAUAUGCAUCGUGGGUUCAAGAGAAACCUAUUUCCAAAGAUCCUGCAAUUACAAAGAGUAAAAUGAUUUCGAACACAUCAAAUUCUAGCGACUUACACAGCACACCGACUGCUUUGAUAGUAUCGCCUACUGGUGAGCGUACAACUUGUGCUCUUGAUAGUUUGACUCAAACUUCCAAUCCAUUUUUGGAUUCAUCAACUAAGGAACUCAAAGCAGUUGGAUAUGAGAAUUGUAUACAACAAUUCCCCUCAAAAUAUGAAAAAAUUCAUCAACAAAAUCGUCGCAAAGCUCAAUUCAAACAUCGAAAACCAAGUAAGAUCAUUUUGAAUCAGAGAUUAUCAUCGGCUCGGAAGCAACCGAAGUGUGUCGCAGUUCAAACGGAUGCAUCAUUUAAUUUACCUGAAAGUAUUGGGGAUGGUCAAGGAUUAAGACCUAGUUUUAUGGAUUUGACAUCAUCAUCGGCAAUUGAAACUUUCGAUUCAUAUAAUCAAUCAAGCAAACAAUAUAUAUCAGAAAAUCAAAGAAAAUGUCUAUCAUUUAUUCUUAUGGUAAUUUUAAUAUUCUGGCUUACAUCAGUCAUCCUGGGAGUCGAAAUUCCUGCUGAAUUUUGUCGGAUUGUCUUGAACUACUUUGGGUCCCUACAAUCGGCAUUGUUCUAUCAAGAAAAAGAACUAAGUUUUUUCGAAAAAUUGUGGAGAUUUAUCAUUGAAUAAAUUUUAACUUUUAGUAACAAUUUAUUAUA
Messenger RNA from Eupeodes corollae, 919 nucleotides. RefSeq lists its product as uncharacterized. NCBI's taxonomy places the organism in Eukaryota, Metazoa, Arthropoda, Insecta, Diptera, Syrphidae. The transcript is spliced from 3 exons. Bases 147 to 890 code for a protein of 247 amino acids. The record is from RefSeq and is a predicted model, not a curated record.